AUGUCCAAGCCUCGCCGCAAUGUUCGGUUCCAGCGCCGCGGCGAGCGGCGGAUGAGCAUGUCCUCCGACGUCAGUGAUGGCCCCUCGGAGCCCUCCAGCCCAAGCAAAAAUGGCAAUGCCUCGCAUCCGACUACGAUACCUGAGGAGAAGCCGCAGCAAUCCGAGUACGAGAAGAAGAAACAGGCUUUCAUUACCCGGACGAUAUGGACAUUUGUGAUGAUCGCCGGCUUUUUUAUCGCCUUGUUCUCCGGUCAUAUCUAUAUCAUCGUCCUGGUGACUGCCAUUCAAAUUGUUUCGUUCAAGGAAGUUAUCGCCAUCGCCAACGUUCCUAGCAAGGAGAAGAACCUCCGCUUCACCAAGUCCCUCAACUGGUAUUUCCUCGCGACAACCAUGUACUUCCUCUAUGGAGAGAGCGUCAUCUACUACUUCAAGCACAUUCUGCUGGUGGAUAAAGUUCUCCUUCCCCUGGCGACGCAUCACCGUUUUAUCAGCUUCACUCUCUACGUCAUGGGCUUCGUGUUCUUCGUUGGCUCUUUGCAGAAGGGUCACUACCGAUUCCAGUUCACCCAGUUCGCUUGGACUCACAUGGCCUUGUACCUGAUUGUGGUCCAAGCCCAUUUUGUGAUGAACAACAUCUUCGAGGGCAUGAUCUGGUUUUUCCUCCCCGCGUCUCUAGUCAUUACCAAUGACAUCUUCGCCUACGUUUGUGGUAUCAGCUUUGGUCGCACUCAGCUGAUCCAGCUGUCUCCGAAGAAGACUGUCGAGGGUUUCAUUGGAGCCUGGAUCUGCACCAUCAUCUUUGGCUACUUUAUGACCAACUUGCUCAUGCAGUACAAGUACUUCAUCUGCCCUGUCAAUGAUCUCGGUGCUAAUGUCCUGACCGGCCUGGAGUGUGUGCCUAAUCCCGCUUUCGUUUCCCAGCCCUACUCUCUGGCAGUGUUGGGCAUCGAUAAGACCCUCUACAUUGCGCCCAUGCAAUUCCACAUCCUGGCCUUUGCUACCUUUGCUUCCCUCAUCGCUCCUUUCGGUGGCUUCUUUGCCUCUGGCUUGAAGCGCACCUUCAAGCUCAAGGACUUUGGCGAGUCCAUCCCCGGCCACGGUGGUAUUACCGACCGUAUGGACUGCCAGUUCAUCAUGGGUUUCUUCGCUUUCAUGUACUACCACAGCUUCAUUGCCAUCUACAAGGCGAGCGUGGGUGAUAUCAUUGAGACUGCUAUCAACGGCUUGACUGUUGACGAGCAGCUCGAUGUUGUCCGCGGCCUUUCCAAGUACCUGUAUAACCAGGGUGCCGUCUCGGAAACUAUCCUGGAGUGUCUCAAAACUGAGCUCAAGCGCCGGUGA
Messenger RNA from Penicillium daleae, 1341 nucleotides. RefSeq names its product phosphatidate cytidylyltransferase (gene cds1). Gene Ontology annotation, cellular component: endoplasmic reticulum membrane. Gene Ontology annotation, molecular function: phosphatidate cytidylyltransferase activity. Lineage: Eukaryota; Fungi; Ascomycota; Eurotiomycetes; Eurotiales; Aspergillaceae. Bases 1 to 1341 code for a protein of 446 amino acids. The transcript has 4 exons. The record is from RefSeq and is a predicted model, not a curated record.